This is a messenger RNA of Monoraphidium neglectum, 429 nucleotides long. RefSeq lists its product as hypothetical. The coding region runs from base 1 to 429 and encodes 142 amino acids. NCBI's taxonomy places the organism in Eukaryota, Viridiplantae, Chlorophyta, Chlorophyceae, Sphaeropleales, Selenastraceae. The transcript has a single exon. The record is from RefSeq and is a predicted model, not a curated record.
AUGGAGCGGGAGCCGCUGCCGCCGCCGUUGCCGCAGCAGCAGCAGCAGCAGCAGCAGCAGCAGCAGCCGCUGCCGCCGCCGCCGGAGCAGCAGCCCGCAGGCGGCGCCGGCGGCGCCGGCAGCUUUGGCGCCCCCGCCGGCCCCGGCCUCGGCUUGGCGCCCGAGCCGGCCUCCCCGCCGCCGCUCCGGCCGCAGGCGCCGUUCGGCGCGCUCGGCCCGGGGCCGCCGCCGCUGCUGCUGCAGCGCGCCUUCCCUGCCGCCCCCGUGCGGGCGCCAGAGAGCCCGCCGGCGUCGCAGCGGCACGGCGUGCGGCGGAGGGCUCCAUGGCCCGCGGAGGCCGCGUUUCUCGGGGGCGGCGGCGGCGCCAGCAGCGGUGACUCAUCUGCCAGCUCAGUGUCGGGGCAGCCGAUGGAGGAGUGCGACCCCUAA